Molecule: messenger RNA, 3485 nt
Organism: Manis javanica (Malayan pangolin)
Lineage: Eukaryota; Metazoa; Chordata; Mammalia; Pholidota; Manidae
Gene: RAB11FIP3
Product: RAB11 family interacting protein 3
Biological process (GO): endocytic recycling; regulation of cytokinesis
Cellular component (GO): cleavage furrow; midbody; endocytic vesicle
Molecular function (GO): calcium ion binding
Source: RefSeq, a predicted model, not a curated record
CCGCGCCCGCCGCCGCGCCCUGAGCGCCUUUGUCUGCCGCCCGCGCCGCCCGCCGCACCACUGGCCUCGCGGGCCCGCGCCGCGGCCGGGGGCGCGCCCAUGAAGAUGGAGCCGGGCCGGGCGGCCUUCCCCGCAGGCGGCCCGCGCCCCGACCCCGACCCUGAGCCGGGCGGGCCAGCUGCGCCCGCCCCGCGCCCGGGGCUCUGUCCGCCGGACCCCUCGGGAGGCGCGGAUGCGUCCUACCCCCUGCCUGGCCCAGCCGCGCGCCUGGCCCCCGAGCGCGGCCCGCUCCCGCGCUGGACUCCGGAGCCAGAGGACUGCGUCCCCGCCGGGUGCCCGGGGAGUGGGCUCCCUGGCGAGCAGGGCUGCGGGCACGGCCCCCGCGCAGGGCGCGAGGUCGCCCUCUUGGCCUCCUUACGCUCGCGCGCGGCGGGCGAGCUGGCGCUGGAGGUGGGUCCAGGGGCCGCGGCCGGGCCCUCGGACUCGGGCCAGGCCCGCACCGUAGCGAGCGAGCCCGCGGGGUGUGCGGAGGACGGCGCCCGCCUGCGGGCCGUGUUUGAGGCGCUGGACCGCGACGGGGACGGCUGGGUGCGCACCGAGGACUUCGCGCAGUUCGCCACGGCCUACGGGGCGGAGCAGGUGGAGGACUUGACGAGGUGCCUGGACCCAGGUGGGCUCGGUGUGAUCAGCUUUGAAGACUUCUGCCGAGGGAUCGCUGCGAUCAGAAACGGAGAAUCCGACUCCGACGGCCAGCUGUGCGGCCUCGCACCUGCCCAGGAUGAGGAGCCGGCCUGCCCUGACGAGUUUGACGACUUUGUUACCUUUGAGGCCAACGAGGUGACAGACAGCGCGUACGUGGGCUCUGAGAGCACCUACAGUGAGUGCGAGACCUUCACAGACGAGGACACGAGCGCGCUGGUGCACCCCGAGCUGCAGUCCGAGGGCAGCUCGGCUGUGCCUUCUGAGGGCCUGGACGCCAUGGAGGGGCCUGGCCGCGGUGCCCUGCUGCUACUACCGGGCAGACCCUGCCUGCACAGUCAGCCUGUCGUCAUGGCGAUCGGGGGCGAAGAGCACUUCGAGGACUACGGCGAAGGCAGCGAGGCGGAGCUGUCCCCGGAGACCCUCUGCGAGGGGGGCCGCAGUUGCCGGGAGUCUGUUCUUCCCGUCCCCAGUCCAACGAGGCGGCUCUCCAGCAGGAAGGUGGCAAGGCACCUGCACCAGUCGGGGGCCCUGACCAUGGAGGGCCUGCCGGAGCCUCCGCUGGACCCCGUGGAGAACAUGGAAGAAGACAUUGCUGACAAGGUGGUCUUCCUGGAGAAGCGGGUGUCUGAGCUGGAGAAGGACACAGCGGCCAGUGGAGAGCAGCAUAGCCGGCUGAGGCAGGAGAACCUCCAGCUCGUGCACAGAGCCAAUGCCCUGGAGGAACAGCUGAAGGAGCAGGAGCUGAGGGCCCAGGAGAUGGUCCUGGAGGAGGCGCGGAGGCAGAGGGAGCUCUUGUGCAAGAUGGGGAGAGAGAGGAGCAUCGAGACGGAGGGCCUGCAGGCCAGGCUGCAGCAGCUAGAUGAGGAGAACAGCGAGCUGAAGGCCUGCGUGCCUUGUCUGAGGGCCAGCAUCGAACGCCUGGAAGAGGAGAAGCAGAAGUUGCUGGAUGAGAUGGAAGAGCUGUCGCUGCGGCUCGGUGCCGAGCAGGAGCACAGGAAGAAGCUGGGGGACAGGCUGAGCCAUGAAAAGCACCAGUUCCAGAGGGACAAGGAGGCCACCCAGGAGCUGAUCGAGGACCUGCGCAAGCAGCUGGAGCACCUGCAGCUGUUCAAGCUGGAGGCUGAGCAGAGGAGGGGCCGGAGCAGCGGCGCAGGCCUGCAGGAGUACAGCAGCCGCGCGCGGGAGAGCGCGCUGGAGCAGGAGGUCCGCAGGCUGGAGCAGGAUAACCGCAACCUGAAGGAGCAGAACGACGAGCUCAACGGGCAGAUCAUAACCCUGAGCAUCCAGGGCGCCAAGAGCCUCUUCUCCACGUCCUUCUCCGAGUCCCUGGCGGCAGAGAUCAGCUCCGUCUCCCGCGAUGAGCUCAUGGAAGCGAUUCAGAAGCAGGAAGAGAUCAACUUCCGCCUGCAGGACUACAUUGACCGGAUCAUUGUGGCCAUCAUGGAGACCAACCCAUCCAUCCUGGAGGUCAAGUAGAGGCAGGAAGACUCAGCCCUGCUGGACUCAGGAUCCCACCAACACCCCAGAUGGCCACGGCACACACGGCCAAGACCAGCAGGUCCCACACCCUCCGAGGGGGAGCAUACAGCCGGGCUGGGGUGCACAAAGACGGGGCUGCAGGAGCAGGGCUCAGAGGGACAAGCCCCAGGAAGCCCUGGGAGGGCCGCCCCUGCACAACUGUGGGAGUGUUUCUCAGGCGUGGGCGAGCACCUCUGUGAGCUCCCCUCCGUGGUCCUGCCCUGCGGGAGGAGGGGACGGAUGUGCCCACAGGGGCGCUGCCUCUUGCACCCACACGGGCCUGACUGGUGCCCCAAGCCUCAGCCGCUCCUGGACAGUGCAGAGGCCCCGGGACCCUCACACCAGAUGUGGUGAGGGUUGGACAGGCAGGUGAUGCCAGUGCAUGUCAGCAUCUAGCCAGGAGCUGCAGGACUCCUAGCUUCUCUGGGGCUGUCCGGGCCACCACCCAGCUGAAGGGGCACUGUAGUCCAGCUGCAGGCCUAGGGGCCUCUGGGCCACACAGCUGUCCUCACAGCCAGACCCCCACUACAGUGACCCUCAGGGCUCUGACCCUCCUGUGGGGCUGGGGUUGGGACAGAAGCCUCCACCCUGAAAUCAGGACUCGAGGGUAGCCACGUGGUGGGGUAGAUGUUGCUGGCCCCCUAACUGCCAAGGUGCAGGCAGGGUCGUGGUGAGGUGCUGCCUCCCAGUGGGUAUGGCCUUCCUGGAGUCCUGUCAUCAUGUGCGUAGGUUGCCCAUGACCUCUGUUUCCCAGGCCAGAGUUCAAAGUCUGGAACCACAUUUUCUCUGGGAGUUCGAGGUUACUGAGUGGGUGCAUUCCACAAGGCACGCGGAGGCCAGACAGGGCAGGCUCGCCAAGCACACACACCAAGAGCAGCGCAGGGCCUUCCUGGCAGCUUGGGGGUUCCUUUAAGGAAGUCUCUGCUCAGCGGUGUGCUGCCCAGGGCAAGAGUCACUGCACACAGACCGCCCGCUGCGUGUGAGCGUGUGUGCGUGUGGGAGCCUGUGUUGCCCUGUGUCCCUCCACCCUCCGUGUGGCCCACCUGCUACACGAAGAUUUAAGAUGUUGUCUGGUAUUGUACAUUUGGGGAAAAGCCUUGGGUGUAAAUCAGUGUAAAUACAAAGGAGAGAUUUUUCUAUCAUGUAGAGUAGGUAUUUUUUAUAGAUUGAAGGUUGAUCAAUUUUUUAAUACAAUCCAAGAGAGAAAACUGUAUACACAUGAAAUAUAUAUAUAUAUAUGUAUGAUAAUAAACACUGGAACUCUG